This is a messenger RNA of Manihot esculenta (cassava), 813 nucleotides long. RefSeq lists its product as uncharacterized. The record is from RefSeq and is a predicted model, not a curated record. The transcript has a single exon. Lineage: Eukaryota; Viridiplantae; Streptophyta; Magnoliopsida; Malpighiales; Euphorbiaceae. The coding region runs from base 159 to 731 and encodes 190 amino acids.
UACACCCGUAAGUCACCUCUCUCCCAUUCACCUGGGAAUAAUUUCCGCCACAAAAAUAUAUUCCAAUAGAAAAAAAUACAACAUUAUUAGAAAAAGAAAAGAAGAAAAAUAAAGAGCCUUAUCCAAAAUAAAACAUUUUCAAAGAAGAACACCCGUCAAUGGCAGCGCUAUCGCCACCAUCUCUGCAACUCUCAACGGCGCCGUUUCCUUCUCCACGGCUCUUCUUUCAACCCAAAUUCAAACCCCACCUCUCCUUCACCAUCCGUGCCGCCACUGACGAUGAUAACCAAACUGAAACUGGACCCCAACCUCAACCCGAAUCCGAUGACGAACCAUUUGAGUCUCGUUUGUCAAAGGUCCGACUCCGUUAUCGGAGUGGAACAGGGAAAAAAGCGGAGGUCAGAAAAUCCAAAAAAGGGGUAUCCAAAUCUGGAUCCGGAUCUGGAAUGUAUCUGCCACCGGUGCCAUUAAAGGAGGCGUCGUCGGGCGGAGUGAAAGUGGAGUUCGGGUUUAGCCAGUAUAGCGAACGAGUAAACGGGAGGAUAGCGAUUUUGGGGUUAACGGCGUUGAUAUUGGUGGAGCUGGCGACGGGUAAGGGCGUGAUAAAUUAUCACACGCCGGCGAUUGUUUUAAUUCAGGUUUAUUUUGUAGCGGCGGUUUCAGCUCUGUACAUUAAGUACGAAAAGGAGAAGGUUAGUGUUUGGCCUGAAUCUUCACCGUCGAAAGAGUGAUGUAAGGUUAGCUUAUGGGAAUUGUUUCUGAAAAUUCCUGUUUGGAUUUUGUUGAAAUUUCAUCAACUGGUAAAUUGGUUCA